GAAAUGGCAAAUACUGUAUGCAAUAGUAAAUAAGGACGCUUGGUGGCGCUGCAGGCUAGGAGUUUGAAUGAAGGUCGCUGUGGCUACCCGGGACGCCAUUAAGCUGGGAAUCAGAACUCCGACAGCUUUCUAAAAGAAGGAAGCAUUUUAGGUAAGAUCAAGGGGUGGAGAUCUUCAGAGAGGGCAUCGUUCUAGUGCAAGUCAGUCAGAAAGAUCUAAUUCGAGGUUAUUUAACGAAGCCAUCUGGCUUGACUGUAUACCGAGUUGAAGAAACUGCAUCUUCUUGAACCGGGUCUUAACAAUGGAGACAGCGCUAGCAAAAACGCUACAGAAAAGGCAAGUUAUCUUUCUUGCUCUAUUGUUGCUUUUGUGGGAGGCUGGUUCUGAAUCAAUUAGGUAUUCUAUGCCAGAAGAAACAGAAAGUGGCUCCUUUGUGGCAAACCUGGCAAAAGACCUGGGACUCAGGGUGGGGGAACUGGCCACUCGGGGCGCGCGAAUCCACUACAAAGGAAACAAACAGCUCUUACAGCUGGAUAUGAGGACUGGGAAUUUGCUUCUAUAUGAAAAACUAGACCGGGAGGUGCUGUGCGGGGCGACAGAUCCCUGUAUACUGCAAUUCCAACUAUCACUGGAAAACCCGGUGCAGUUUUUUCAAGCUGAUCUGCAGCUCACAGAUAUAAAUGACCAUUCCCCAGAGUUCCUAGACAGGGAAAUGCUUCUAAAAAUCCCAGAAAACGUCCAGCCAGGGACUGUGUUUCCUUUGAAAAUAGCGCAGGACUUUGAUAUAGGUAGCAACACUGUUCAGAACUACACAAUCAGCCCCAACUCCCAUUUUCAUGUUGUCACUCAUAAUCGCGGAGGUGGCAGAAAAUUCCCGGAGUUGGUGCUGGACAAAGCGCUGGAUAGGGAGGAGCAGCCCGAGCUCAGGUUAACCCUCACCGCGCUGGAUGGCGGGGCUCCGCCCAGGUCUGGGACGACUACUGUCCGCAUUGAAGUCGUGGACAUCAAUGAUAACGCCCCUGAGUUUUCACAGUUGCUCUACGAAGUACAGGUGCCGGAGAACAGCCCGCUAAACUCCUUAGUUGUCGCUGUCUCCGCUCGAGAUUUAGAUUCAGGAACGAAUGGGAAUGUAGCUUACGCUCUUUUCCAAGGCAAUGAAGUUAAUCAACCAUUUGUAAUGGACGAGAUAACAGGAGAAAUUCGUCUGAAACAGGCAUUGGAUUUUGAGACAACUCAAUAUUAUAACGUGGAGAUUGCGGCCACAGAUGGCGGGGGACUUUCAGGAAAAUGCACUGUAGCUAUACAGGUGCUGGAUGUGAAUGACAAUGCCCCUGAACUCACCAUGUCGAGGCUCACCAGCUCUACCCCAGAAAACUCACCAGAGACUGUAGUUGCUGUUUUCAGUGUUUCUGAUCCAGACUCUGGGGACAACGGCAGAAUGGUUUGCUCCAUCCAGAACGAUCUCCCUUUUCUCUUGAAACCCACAUUCAGGAACUUUUACACCCUAGUGACAGAGGGCCCACUGGACAGAGAAAGUAGGGCUGAGUACAACAUCACCAUCACCGUCACAGAUAUGGGGACACCUAGACUGAAAACCCUGCACAACAUAACCGUACUGGUCUCCGACGUCAACGACAACGCCCCGGCCUUCACCCAAACCUCCUACACCCUGUUCGUCCGCGAGAACAACAGCCCCGCGCUGCACAUAGGCAGCGUCAGCGCCACCGACAGAGACGCGGGCGCCAACGCCCAGGUCACCUACUCGCUGCUGCCGCCACAGGACCCGCACCUGCCCCUGGCCUCCCUGGUGUCCAUCAACGCCGACAACGGGCAGCUGUUCGCCCUGAGGGCGCUGGAUUACGAGGCCCUGCAGGCCUUGGAGUUCCGCGUGGGCGCCACGGACCGCGGCUCCCCUGCGCUGAGCAGCCAGGCGCUGGUGCGCGUGCUGGUGCUGGACGCCAACGACAACUCGCCCUUCGUGCUGUACCCGCUGCAGAACGGCUCUGCGCCCUGCACCGAGCUGGUGCCCAGGGCGGCCGAGCCGGGCUACCUGGUGAGCAAGGUGGUGGCGGUGGACGGAGACUCGGGCCAGAACGCCUGGCUGUCGUACCAGCUGCUCAAGGCCACGGAGCCCGGGCUGUUCGGCGUGUGGGCGCACAACGGCGAGGUGCGCACGGCGCGGCUGCUGAGCGAGCGCGACGCGGCCAAGCACAGGCUGGUGGUGCUGGUCAAGGACAAUGGCGAGCCGCCGCUGUCGGCCAGCGUCACGCUGCACGUGCUGCUGGUGGACGGCUUCUCGCAGCCCUACCUGCCGCUCCCGGAAGCGGCGGCCGACCCGGCCCAGGCCGACCCGCUCACGGUCUACCUGGUCAUCGCGUUGGCGUCGGUGUCGUCGCUCUUCCUGUUCUCGGUGCUGGCGUUCGUCGCGGCGCGGCUGUGCAGGAGGGGCAGGGCCGCCUCGUUGGGUGGCUGCUCGGUGCCCGAGGGCCACUUUCCGGGCCACCUGGUGGACGUCAGCGGUACUGGGACCCUUUCCCAGAGCUACCAGUAUGAGGUGUGUCUGACGGGAGGUUCUGGGAGUAAUGAGUUCAAAUUCUUGAAGCCGAUUAUUCCCAAUCUCGCACCCCAAGGAGCAGGUGAAGAACUAGAAGAAAAGACCGUUUUCCGCAAUAGUUUGGGAUUCAAUUAGGGAUCUAUCCGAUCAUGAUGCAGUGUCUUUUGUCACUUAUCUCUAAUUUCCCCAGAUAGAGUUUGAGAGCAUCAUGGACAAAAUCUCAUCUUCAAGUAUAACCUUGAUUUCUCUUUUGUAAUGUAUUUGUUCAUUGCACUUUAUGUGUCCAAUUUUGGAAAACUCAGUUCUAAACCAUUUACAUAUCCAUGCAUGCUGUUGAUUUUCCUGAAAUGUUUGCUCCUCUGUUGGCAUUUGUUGCGAUGAACUGUCUAAAUAAAAUCAAAUAUUAAUU
Messenger RNA from Rhinolophus ferrumequinum (greater horseshoe bat), 2963 nucleotides. It is a transcript of the gene PCDHB5, whose product is annotated as protocadherin beta 5. The record is from RefSeq and is a predicted model, not a curated record. The transcript has a single exon. Lineage: Eukaryota; Metazoa; Chordata; Mammalia; Chiroptera; Rhinolophidae. Gene Ontology annotation, cellular component: plasma membrane. Gene Ontology annotation, biological process: homophilic cell-cell adhesion. Gene Ontology annotation, molecular function: calcium ion binding. Bases 302 to 2689 code for a protein of 795 amino acids.